Molecule: messenger RNA, 1062 nt
Organism: Mucor mucedo
Lineage: Eukaryota; Fungi; Mucoromycota; Mucoromycetes; Mucorales; Mucoraceae
Product: G-protein alpha subunit
Exons: 9
Coding region: 1-1062 (353 amino acids)
Biological process (GO): adenylate cyclase-activating G protein-coupled receptor signaling pathway
Cellular component (GO): heterotrimeric G-protein complex
Molecular function (GO): G protein-coupled receptor binding; GTP binding; G-protein beta/gamma-subunit complex binding
Source: RefSeq, a predicted model, not a curated record
AUGGGAAUUUGUCAGUCUGGGGAAGAUACCCGACAGGCUGAAAGAAACUGUCAAAUUGACAAACAAUUGGAAAAAGAUAAAGUUAAACAGGAAUACAAAAUUUUACUUUUAGGCAGCGGGGAGUCUGGAAAAUCAACAAUAUUGAAACAAAUGAAGAUUAUAAACCAGAAUGGUUACUCAAAAGACGAAUUGAGAUCCUGGAAAGUCAUUGUAUAUAGAAAUUUAAUAGAAUCAGCACAAACUUUAAUUCAGGCGAUGACAGAUUUGGGUUUAACAUUUGAUGACUCGUCUAAUAAUGAGCAUGCAAAUGUCGUUACAAGCUAUCAAUUUCCAGGGGGUAAUAGUAUUCAACUUGAUACUUCGGUAAUUGAUGCUAUUGAGAACGUAUGGUCUGAUCCAAAAACGAAAUCGUGUAUACAGGAAAGAGUUAGUGAGUUUUAUUUAAUGGAUUCAGCGCCUUACUUUUUUGAUGAGGUUAGGCGUGUUGGAAAACCCGACUAUGUUCCUACUGAGCAAGAUGUGUUACGUGCAAGGCUUAAAACUACCGGGAUUACAGAAAUAAAGUUUCAGCACAAAAAACAGACAUAUAUACAUAUGUUUGACGUGGGGGGACAAAGAUCUGAAAGGAGAAAAUGGAUUCACUGUUUUGACGCCGUGAGCUCGAUUAUUUUUUGUGUGGCUUUAAGCGAGUACGAUCAAGUGUUAUUAGAGGAGACCAAACAGAACCGCAUGUUGGAAAGUAUUGCGUUAUUUGAAUCCGUUGUUAAUAGUAGAUGGUUUGUACGCACCUCAAUAAUGCUGUUCCUUAACAAGGUCGAUCUGUUCAAAACAAAAGUUGCACGAGUUCCUUUAGAGAAAUACUUUCCUGAUUACGGAGGAGGAAACGAUAUUAACAAGGCUGUAAAAUAUAUAUUGUGGAGAUUUCUUCAAGCUAAUAGACCCAAACUAAAUGUUUAUCCUCAUUUAACUCAGGCGACAAAUACAAACAAUAUUCGUUUUGUAUUCGUUACUGUUGAAGAAACGUUACUACAAAACGCACUAAAGGCAUCCGGUAUGAUGUGA